Messenger RNA from Sesamum indicum (sesame), 2501 nucleotides. Its product is annotated as receptor-like protein 4. Lineage: Eukaryota; Viridiplantae; Streptophyta; Magnoliopsida; Lamiales; Pedaliaceae. The record is from RefSeq and is a predicted model, not a curated record. Gene Ontology annotation, molecular function: protein binding.
CACAAAAGUCUUCCCCCACACCUCCACAAUUCUUGAUCAAAUCUAAUGUGCUAGCGUCGUCAAAUAGUGUUAUUCUGAUGUCUCCCAAUUCCAACAUUGUCCUCGUCAUUCCGUUUACUUCGCUUUCACCUAUACUCCGCUAAUCACGCCCUCGCCCACACACUAUCUCUCUUUCACUCUCACACACACACUACACACAGUUCCCUCCUUAUGUCCAAGCGACAAACAUUAUCAGACAACACCACCACUUAACCAUGUCCCUCCUCCUCCUCCUCUUCCUCUCUCUCCUCCCUUCUUCCCUCUCUCUCUCCUCCCCUUUCAACUACAGUUUGCACAUUGACUGCGGCGGUCUCGUGAACUCUACCGACGCCUUCCGCACCACUUGGCUUUCCGACCGCUUCUACUCCGGCGGCGCCACCUCCGUCGUCUCCGAACCCCUCCGCUUUCUCCACCAGCAAGAAAAGACCCUCCGCUACUUUCCCAUCUCCUCCGGCAAGAAGAACUGCUACUCCAUCCCCACGGACAGCGCAGGAGGCCGCUACCUCCUCCGUGCAUUCACCGUCUACGAUAAUUACGAUGGUAAAUCACACUCACCCUCCUUCGACGUCUCCGUGGAGGGCACUUUAGUCUUUUCCUGGAGAUCCCCUUGGCCCGAAUCAGUCUCUCGCUCCGGCGCCUACUCGGAUCUCUUCUUUUAUCACGAUGAGCCCGUCGUUGACGUUUGCUUUUACAGCAUUGCUACUGAUUCUCCGGUUAUAGGGUCUUUGGAGGUUACCCAAAUCGACCCCAAAGCUUACAGCUUUGAGUAUGCAAAGAAUUCGAGUAAUUACAUUUUGGUUAAUUAUGGGAGAUUUUCAUCCGGUUCGGAUCAGUGGGGCCCUGGAUUUAGUAAUGAUACCGAUUUUUUCGGUCGGUCUUGGCAGUCUGAUGCAGAGUUCCGGCUACAGGCUGUCUCCAUUGUUAAUGGAGCGACAAUUAAAGCGAUUUCUGCGGUAAAACCUAUAGCUAAUGUGGAAAGAAGCCCAAAUUACUUCCCUGAAAAGCUUUACCAGACCGCAAUUACAGCACUUGGAGAUGGUGGUGGGGUUUUAGAGUAUGAAUUGCCUGUGGAUGCAAAGCUGGAUUACCUGCUGUGGUUCCAUUUCGCUGAGAUUGAUGUGAGUGUGACGAAGGCUGCGCAACGGGUGUUUGAUGUGAUGGUGAAUGGGGAGAAUGUAAGUAGAGUGGAUGUGUACAAGGAGGUUGGUGGUUUUGCUGCAUAUGAUUGGAGCUAUGUGGUCAAGAAUUUGAGCAGCACUGCUUUGAAUGUGAGGCUGGAGUCGGUGGUGGGUGCGCCGAUCAUUUGUGGGCUUGAGAAUUACGCAAUUGUUCCUCUUGAUCUCAAAACUAUUCCUGAUCAGGUUACUGCCAUGAGAGCACUGAAGUCAUCACUUCGUGUGCCCGACAGAAUGGGCUGGAAUGGGGAUCCGUGCACCCCUACCACUUGGGAUGCCUGGGAGGGCGUUACAUGUCACCUCGCAAAGGAUGAAUCCGCCCUUGUGGUAUCACAAAUAGAUCUUGGGAGCCAGGGCUUGAAAGGUUAUAUCAGUGACCAAAUUAGCCUUUUGACGAAUUUGGUAAGCCUGAAUUUGAGCUCCAAUUCCUUGGGAGGUAGCAUACCCUCAGGCUUGGGUCAAAAGUCUCUUGUGAAGCUGGAUUUAUCAAAUAACAAAUUAACGGGGUACAUACCAGAUAGUCUAACUUCAUCCAGCUUGCAACUUGUGUUAUUGAAUGAUAACUUAUUGGAAGGGCAAGUCCCAGAGGAAAUUUAUUCGAUUGGGGUUCACGGUGGAGCCAUAGACCUUGCUGGUAAUAAAGGAUUGUGUGGUGUACCUUCUCUGCCGAAUUGUCCACUGUUUUGGGGGAAACACGGCUUAUCUACUGGUGCCAAAGUUGGAAUAGCUCUGUCAUGUCUGGUUGUUUUGUCUGCAUUGCUGUUUGGAAUAUACUAUUGCAUUAUCAGGAGACGGCGUAAUGACUAUGACUUUGGUCUACCUCAUGAACUCAUGUCACUGGCUGCAAAGAGAAAUCGAUAUCACAGACAGAAAUCACUUAUGGCUCUUGAAAUGGAGAGCCAACAUGCUAAAGGAUUUAUACCGACUUACAAUGUAAGCUGAUUGACGUUCUAUACAUGAAGAGGAGAGGAGACACGGAAAUUUUUGAUAGGUAUCAGCUUUACCAGGAUGUAGAUAAGAAUCUUGAUUCUUGAUCGCGUCGAUACAGAGGCGAACGCUGCAAAGUCCAAACAACCCGAGGGCUUUUGCUGUUUUGUCAACAGUUUGUGUUAGAAAUUGUUCGUAUUGUGCAGUGCAUGUUGAUCAAUUUUGUGAAUUAAAAUGCAAAGGAAAAUAUGGCCCUACAUUGUACCUUAACCAGUUUUUGAUAUUUGGUGGUCAUACAGUGUAAAAUCAAACUUUAUUGAGUGCAGAUCAAUAUCAAUACUUUGUGGUCCUUGGCACUGA